AUGAAGGUUGUGGUUUUCCAUGAGCCCUACAAGGUCUCCGUUCAGGACCGUCCUACUCCCACCUUGAAGGAUGACAGGGACAUCAUCGUAAAGGUUAACACAACAGCUCUGUGUGGCUCUGAGCUGCACAUGUACCGCGGUCUCGAAGCUGUCGGUGGUGCAGAGCCUAUCAUGGGCCAUGAGUUUACUGGUCACGUCGUACAAGUUGGCUCCGCCGUCAAGACGGUUGCCGUCGGAGACCAGGUUGUGUCUCCGUUCACGACAUCAUGUGGUGAGUGCUUCUUUUGUAAAAACGGCGGUACGGCGCGCUGCGUCGAGAGUCAGCUCUUUGGCUCCCCUGCCCUCGAUGGUGGUCAGGCCGAGUACGUCCGAGUCCCCAACGCCGACGGCACCGUCAUAAAAGCUCCCGAUGGUAUUCCCGAGAAAUACCUCAUCCUCAUGGCCGACAUCUUCCCGACGGGUUACUACGGCGUCAACAGCGCCAUCUCGAUGAGCCCUGCUAGUGUCGACGUUACGCAGUCCACCAUAGCCAUCAUCGGGUGCGGGCCCGUAGGUCUGUGUGCGGUCGCUGCCGCUCUGACCUUCGAGCCCAAGUACCUGUUUGCUAUUGACAGCGUCAACAGCCGCCUCGAUCAGGCCAGGGAGCUAGGUGCCGAGCCGCUUAACUUCCAGGCCGACCCCCAGAGCAUGAUUGCCCGCAUCAAGGAGGCGACUGAGGGUCGUGGUGCCGACAUGGCUGUCGAGGUGGUUGGCCUGUCUUCUGCGCUGAGGACGGCCUUUGACCUCAUCCGGCCGUUUGGUGUCAUCAGCAGCAUUGGCGUCCACAAUGCAGAGAUGCCUUGGACCGCUACCGAAGGAUACAACAAAAACCUCCGACUCCAGAUGGGCCGUUGCCCUGUCCGAAGCAUCUUUGCCGAAUCCUUAGAAGUAUUCAAGAGAUGUCACGACAAGUUUGACUUCAUGUUUGACAAAAUCAUGCCCCUCUCCCAGGCCGAGGAGGCCUACGACAUCUUUAACAAGCGCCUUGUCCAAAAGGUCGUUUUUAUUCCGUAA
This is a messenger RNA of Geosmithia morbida, 1053 nucleotides long. RefSeq names its product Zn-dependent alcohol dehydrogenase. The record is from RefSeq and is a predicted model, not a curated record. Bases 1 to 1053 code for a protein of 350 amino acids. Gene Ontology annotation, molecular function: oxidoreductase activity; zinc ion binding. The transcript is spliced from 7 exons. Lineage: Eukaryota; Fungi; Ascomycota; Sordariomycetes; Hypocreales; Bionectriaceae.